ACGUCCACCGCCUCCUGAGUGGCCAGCGAGCCUUCUCUCUUUCACUGCACGACCUUGGGAGGCUGGUCCGAGGGACCCAAAAGGAGCGGGAAGCAGAUGGAAUCCCAGGACCUAGGAGGAGCCCCAAGGCCACCACAGGGAAGUCCCCAGAGAGCAUGCGUUGUUCAUCCCUCAUCAGGACCUUCCAAGUUCCAAGGUAUUUCUUGAGCAUCAGAGAGGUAACAAGGCCUGGAAUACACCCUUGUCUCACCCUCCUAACUCAUCCAAGAAUCCCCUAAGACGAACCAGAACAUUGGGUUUCAGUUGUCAAAGUCUGACCUGAAAAUGCUCAUUACUCUAAAUACAGGCCUGUGCCAUACCAGUUUACAAGGGUUGCUGUGGAAUGAGCAAGGAGGGGAAGCUGUGGGGCUGCCAAGCUGGGCACACGUCAAGCACCAACUGGCACCACUGCCUCCUGCUUCCUGGUGCCACUCCAGCCGGGGCUGCACCCCCCACCCCGUGUCUGGCAGCUUCCAAUGUUGCUUUCCUGCUCCCAUGAGAUGGCAAGUCUGGCAACAGAAGUGGAGCUGCUCGUAAGGAGAAAGAGGAAAGAACUUCAGCUCUGGCACCUGCAGACCUCCAAGGGUUUCCUACAGAAGCUGGCAGCGGGGACUGCAAUUGACCAUUCUCUCACCUUUUCCUUCUUGCAACUCCCCAAGCCUAGCCCUGGUGGGAAGAGGAUUACCUGAGAACCAGAAGCCCCGGCUCCCAGCGUUUCACUGACCUAUCUUGCAUCCCUUUGGUACAUUAUACACCCCAGCUCUCAGUUUCCCCAUCUUCAGGAUAACAAACGGACUUGUCCAAGAACAGCAACCAUUCCAGAGCCACCGCCGAGGCUGGUUAGUGGAACAUGUGGCUGAAAGGACUGCAUGUUGCUCAGGAUUCUGGGGCCACAUACAGUGGCCGGGGUGCUGUGGUUCACUGGCAAUAUCUGCCUUGGACUCAGAAGGGAGCAUGGUAGACCAGGUGCCACAUCACUGCCAUGCAGGAGCUAAAGGACCUUUGCACCAUGGAACAUUCCACCACUUGGAUUCUUCGGGAUACCCGAUGGAACAUUCCGCCACUUGGAUUCUAUGGGAUGAGAUCCGACAGCCACACGGCAGAAGUUACCAGCUGGGAAGCUCGUAGAUUCUUCAGCAGAAACUCUAUUAGGCUGAUGAAUUACCUUUACUAAAGGAAUGAAUAACAAUAACAAAAUUUUAGGUCCAAGAUGUACCAAGAAAAGCUGGAUAUAUCAGACAAUAUGUUUAAAAGAGAGAUGUUUUGGGUGACCUGAUGUUUUGCCGUCCAGCUUGAGAUGAGGCCACUGAACGUGGCCUCUUUCCCAUGGCUCCCCAGCAGCAAGCAUUCUCUACCAACUCCAUGUCUGGAGCAGGAGUUCCAGCAGGAAGUCGCAGCCUCCAGCACCGGAUGACCAGAAGAUCCAAGUGGGAAUGGAUUGCUGACAAAAUGUUUCCAGCCAGGAUCCUGUCAGGGGAAUUACAGCAGGUGCUCAUCAAGUGGGAGUUCUCAUUGAAGAAUCCCUCUGAUGAAGAUCAAAUCCAUUCGAGAAAACCUCCGGGAAAAUGACAGGCUGAAAGAUUAUCUUGAGAAAUAUCCUUACAGUCUGGCCUAUAAGUUUCUUGAUCAAUAUCAGGACGAGGGAAUAUCUUUGGAACCCAUGAGGAACUACUGGCAGCUGGCCUACAUCGGCAUCAUCAACAUCGGAACACCGCCUCAGGAGUUCACGGUCAUCCUGGACAUGGGCUCCACUGACUUGUGGGUGCUCUCCGUCUACUGCCAGCCUGACAGAUGCCCACCCCUUGUGUCUGCAGCUGACCACAACGUCUUCAACCCUCUGCUGUCCUCCACGUUCCAGGGCUCAGGCAGGCCCAUCAGCAUCGCCUAUGGCACCGGGCAGAUGUCAGGAUUUCUUGGCUAUGACACUGUUAAGAUCAGGGACCUUGUGGACUUCGGCCAGGGGUUCGACCUGAGCAUCAAGGAGCCCAGCCAGUUCAUGAAAUACGCGGUCUUCAAUGGCAUCCUGGGACUGGGCUACCCCAGCCUCAGUGUUGAGGGAGCCACCCUCUUUGAGGACCUGUGGAACCAAGGCCUCCUUUCAAACCUCUUUGCCUUCUACUUGAGCAGCAAGGAAGAGAAGGGCAGUGUGCUGAUGCUUGGCGGGGUGGACCCCUCCUACUACACCGGAAACCUUAACUGGGUGCCAGUGUCCAAACUCCUCUACUGGCAGAUAGCCAGGGACAGCAUCACCAUGAAUGGGAAGGUCAUUACUUGUGAUGGCGGCUGCCAGGCCAUUGUUGACACCGAGACUUCUUUGCUGAUUGGCCCACCAAAUUCUAUCCGUGACAUCCGGAAUAAGAUCAACACCCAGCACUUCAGUAGCGAGGUUAAACAAUCGGUCCCAAGCGUCACUCCGGGGUUGUCCACACACUCCAGGACCAGCAGGACCAACCUACCCUCCCUCUCUGUCUGCAGUGCCUCAUCGAAUGUGACGCCAUCCACACCCUGCCUGACCUUGUCUUCACCAUCAAUGGUGUCAGCCAGUGCCCACAUCCAGCAGGUGAGGGGCCUAGUCCUGGGGUCCAGGCCUGGGAUCCUGGGACUUGUGGGAAUCCUCAGGCUGCAGCUGGAGGAAGAGGCCCCGAGGAGGCCAAGCUGUGCCACUGCAGACACCACAGCAUCCUCCUGGCUGGGUCAGUGCCUGCCACCAAACAUUGUGACAGUAUAAUAAAAGUCAGGCUGGGACACCCAGCGUCUCUGACAAAUGUUGAGAGAUGGUCACCCUGUGCCAGCAUAGUGCUAGCACCAAGGAGGAAGGGACCCUAAGGGCCUCUGCCCCAAGGAGCUUCUAAGGAUGAACAUGUGCAUCGGCUAUUGCAAUACCUGAGAUCGUCCGAAGAAAUAAUGACAGGCAGGGUUGGCUGUGGACAGUCUCAUCAUAAGUAUUAACUAUAAGGCCAGUUGCCUCGCCGGGAACUAAAUGGACACACCCAUCCCUCUCCACGUCUGCUAACUAUGUUAUCAUUCUGAACGCAUUACUCAGCAUCUGGCCUCUCCAUGUGGGCUCCUCACACCCGCCUCUGCAUUCCACACCCAGAUCUACACUCAGCACCAAACUAUGCACUCAACCCCGCCAAAAUUUAAAAAGACCUGCCAAAGACCCGCCUAAUAGCAGCUUGCCCCGUAUGUCCUCAGCCAGCCCAUCUACCAGUAGUCCCGCCUGGCUACCAAUAGCAGCUCGCCCCAUCUGUGCCCUGCCUCCCCAUAACCAAUGAAGUUGUCUUCGCUUUGUUUCCCCAAUAUCCAAUCAACUACCUCCACUCCCUAUAAGACCCCACACCCUGAGAAGCCAAGCACGACUUCUCUGGGCCCCUUCCCGGACCAUAGAACUUCGCCCGGGAGCUGAAUAAAUUGGCUUUUUAUUUUCUUA
This is a messenger RNA of Callithrix jacchus (white-tufted-ear marmoset), 3469 nucleotides long. Lineage: Eukaryota; Metazoa; Chordata; Mammalia; Primates; Cebidae. The record is from RefSeq and is a predicted model, not a curated record.